UACUGACGUAAAAUAAUUCUAACCUAAAAUUCUCAAUACAUUUUUAACAGUUAAAUAAUUCAUUUAAAUAAUAUCUGGGUAUCUAAAAAAUAUGGGAAGGGUGUGUGCUGUAAAAGAUUGUAACAGUGGCAGAGCAGCUGAUAAUAAGAAAAGACAUUCCCUGAAUUUGAAAAAGCCAAAAUUUUUUAAAGUACCGAAAAGUCCAACAAAACGUCAGCAAUGGAUAGAGACUUUAUCUACAGAAUUAACAGAGCAAAAUCAUGUUUGUGAACUGCAUUUUCAAAGUAAUGAAAUCCAGCAUUCUUAUAUUACAGUGUUACGAAAUGGAGAUGUUAAUAUAAUUAGGAAAGGUAGAGUAACACUCACUCCAAGAGCAGUUCCACUGAUUGUUAAUAAGGAUAAACUUUUGACAGACUUGCCUGAGCCUGAAUUGGAACUAGAAGUGGUUUGUAGCAACACAGAAUUGCAAAAUUUACCUAAAUUAUAUGACCAGAAUAAAGUAUUAUACAAGGAAAUCAAAACAGAACCCACUGAUUCAAAUGAAGUGAAUGCUACAAAAAACUGUAGAGAACCAGUUGCACCUAGUCAGAAUCAAAAUCAAAAUCUUGCACCUAACACUUAUUUACCUUUUGCACCUAACACUUAUUUACCUAUUGGUGAAACUUUUAUCAAACAGGAGAUAAUUGAUGAAGAGGAGCAAACUUUUAACAAUCUCGAAAGUGACCAUGACUACAGUGUAGCAGAAAGUUCAGAACCAAUUCAAAAGGACUUUGCCGAACAAUGCCUUGAAUAUGCAUUAGAAUAUUUAAAACAACAAGGAGAUAUUAACUUUUCAGAUGACAUAACAAAUAUUUCAAAUUUGCUUGAAAAGUUGAAGAAAUAAAAUUAUUUUUGGGAAGUGUUGAAUUUGUAUUAUGUUGAAAACAAUGGCAGAUUCAACUCCAAAGCAAAGAUUUACUGCCAGACUAAAAUAUAGAUGCAAAUACCCUGGGUGUAAUUCUGCGUUCUAUUGCAAUCAUUCAGAUCCAACGUUUAAAAAUAAACAUUUUUUUAAAUUUCCUCAAGAUCCUCAUAUUUGCAGUAUGUGGCAAAAAUUAUGCAAAAUUGAUUAUGUAGACAAGUAUGUCCACUUAUGUGAAAAUCAUUUUUCAAAUGAAGAUAUUUUACAUGGAAAAAGAUGUACAAGUUUAAAAAUAGGCGCAUUGCCUUUGCCUUCUUGUUCUGAAAAAGAAUUGACUGCAAUCCCUGGAUCAACAAUUAAUAAUGAAUCACGUAAUUUAAUUAAAAUGGAAAAAGAUCCGCAAAAUAUAAAUCAAAUUAUGGAUUCAGUUAAACAAGACCAUAACUAUGAAAACCCUUUAAAUGACUACACAUCAUCAAACGAAUUUUCUAUUCCUAUAAAAAUAGAAAAAGAAGAAAGUGAGGAAGAAAUUGUUGAUAAAGACUAUGAUAACUAUGAAAACCCUUUAAAUGACUACACAUCAUCAAACGAAUUUUCUAUUCCUAUAAAAAUAGAAAAAGAAGAAAUUGUUGAUAAAGACUUUGCUGAAGCUUGUCUUGGUUAUUUGCUAAGAUAUUGUAAACAACAGAAAAAUAAUGUGUUUAUGGAAGAUAUUACCAAUCUUAAGACAUUAAAAACCAAAAUUGUUAAAUCUAAUACUCAAUCGUCUUAAUGACAUAAUUGUUAGAAAACAAUUUUAAAAUUUAAAACUAAAUAAGUCUGAAUAUUUUUAAUAUGUAAAUAGUUUAAAAUUAAGUUUAAUAAAUUGUUUUUGUUUAAAUGUAUUUUUUUAUUAUACCUAUCAGUAAAAAUUGUUCAAAAGGA
Molecule: messenger RNA, 1825 nt
Organism: Brassicogethes aeneus
Lineage: Eukaryota; Metazoa; Arthropoda; Insecta; Coleoptera; Nitidulidae
Source: the annotation of a GenBank genome assembly